Messenger RNA from Hemibagrus wyckioides, 2776 nucleotides. RefSeq names its product Serine/threonine-protein kinase pdik1l-B-like. The record is from RefSeq and is a predicted model, not a curated record. Gene Ontology annotation, cellular component: cytoplasm; autophagosome. Gene Ontology annotation, biological process: positive regulation of autophagy; protein autophosphorylation; axon extension. Bases 686 to 1759 code for a protein of 357 amino acids. The transcript has 4 exons. Gene Ontology annotation, molecular function: protein serine/threonine kinase activity; ATP binding. Lineage: Eukaryota; Metazoa; Chordata; Actinopteri; Siluriformes; Bagridae.
UGAUAACUAAUACAAUAACAAACAGAAAGUUCAAAACAAAUGGAUUAGUGCAAAGGGAACUAUUUAGACACACAGCUACCUGUAAAGGUUUUAUUUAAUUAUCAAAUAUGACGUCAGAAAUUUAUAGCAGAAUAACACGCUUACCUUUUUAUAGGGACUUAAUUAAUAAAAUAUCAUGUUUAUAGUCAAAAAUAAAAACCCGCCAGUUGCAUCAAAAAUCAGCCCAGUGCUUUUUUUCCCGGUUCGACGUGACCAAGGGGAAGCACGGUGGCUUAGUGGGAAGGUCCUGGGUUCGGAUCCCGGGUUCGAACAGGCAGGGGCCUUACUGUGUGGAGUUGCAUGUGCGUGUUCUCCCCGUGCCUGCGUGGGUUUACUCCGGGUACUCCGGUUUCUUCCCACAGUCCAAAAACAUGUACAUUAGGUUGAUUGGUGAUUCUAAAUUGCCCAUAGGAGUGAGUGUGUGUUGUUGUCUGUCUAUAUGAGGCCCUGUGAUGGACUGGUGACCUGUCCAGGGUAUACCCCUGCCUUUCACCCAAUGAUUCAAAACUGAUUAGGAAUAAAGCGGGCAUAGAAGAUGGAUGGAUGGAUGGAUGGAUGGACGUGACCAAAGAAGCCCAAUUGGGAGCUCAAGCACUCAUCAUCGUCAUGUGCCACAUCUAACCCGGGGAGUGUGUAGGCGUCUGUCAUGGAGCAGGUGUACAGGCUGCAGCGCGAAGUGGGUCGAGGCAGCUACGGUGUGGUGUUUGAGGGUCAUGUGAUGGAGACAGGAUGGUGGGGCUGCAGAGGAGACACGGUGGCUAUCAAACGUCUGCCCUGCUGCAGCCCAGAAAGCAUUGAACUCUAUUUGCAGGAGCUUUGGGCCAUGAGAGCCACCGGGAGGAGACACCCGAACGUCAUCGCCCUCCACAACUGCCUACUGGAGACUGGCCCAAAAACGCUGCAGCCGCUCAAAUCUGAUAAGCUGCCCCUGGACCUCGUGGAGAGCGCCCUCAAAGGAAGGGUCGUAGACAAGGACUCUAAAAGCCAAGUGAGGAACACAGACAGGUCCAGGAGGAGCUCAGGGCCUGAAGGGGAGUCUACGAAACGAUGCUUGGCUCUGUGGCUGGUGAUGGAGUACUGCGAUGGAGGAGACCUGAACCAGUACAUACUGUCUAGACAGCCAGACAUGCAGAGGAAUCACGUGGUGGUUCGGCAGCUCAGCAGCGCCAUGACUUUCCUGCACGGAUUGGGGAUCGUGCACCGGGAUCUGAAACCGGCCAACGUGCUCGUCUGCAUAAACAAAACUGGUCCGGUCGUCAAGAUAGCUGACUUUGGCCUGAGCAAGAUGGUUGAAGGCCAGACGGAAGGAGAACGCAGCAGACUGGCUCUCUCAUCCACGUGCGGUUCAGACUUCUACAUGGCUCCUGAGGUGUGGGCUGGACAUAGCUACACAGCACAAGCAGACAUCUUCUCUCUAGGUGUCCUCUUCUGGGCCGUGUUGGAGAGGAUCACCUUCCUGGAGGACGGCUCCAAUGAGGAGCAGCUGGGAGCGUUUUUUGAGAAGGGCCGAUGGAUCACGCCGCUCGGAGAGGCUUUGUGUGAGAAUCCGGCUCUGCAGUUGGUCAUCCCCAUGCGAGCGCGACGUGCGCCGCCGUCACCCCCGACACCGAGCCCUGAUUUGUGCGCCCUGAUUUCGGACAUGCUGGCGUUCGACCCCGACGCUCGUCCCACCGCACUACAGCUGCAGGAGAGAGUUUACAGCGUCACAGACACUCACUGAUCUCCAGACUCCAGAUUAUUUCUUUAUUCAGACGCAGUUAUAAUCACACGGUCCACUCAGUGUCACCCAGAUGAGGAGGAGUUCUCACAAGGUUUCUUCCUCAUCAUCUCAGGGAGUUUUCUCCUCAACACCGUCAACUCGGAGUUGCUCUUUAGGAAUAAAUUUGCAUUUAAAAUGUAGAGUUUAUAUCCUGAACUUAAAUAUUAAAUUCAUAUAAAGCUGCUUUUGCGACAAUGCUCUUUGUUAAAAGUGCUAUACAAAUAAAAUUGAAUUGAAUUUAACUACUAAAUGGAACAGAACUUUACACUUGCCUCAGAAAUGAUAAUUAUGAGGAUUUUGUACUGUGGAAGUCGUACUAAUGUGAAUUUUAUUUUUGCUGUUUAUUGUCUGUUUGCUGAAUUCACAUUUUAAAAGAAAUGCUUGAAAUUUUGCACCGAAAAUCUACAAUGCACUGAAGAGAAGAAAAGUCCACACACUCCUGCUGCAGGUUUUCUGUGCCUGAUAAAUCCUGACAGAUCCUUUUCCACCAUUAGUGUGAAAUCAAUAGCAACCAACAGAAAUUCAUCAGCUGGAUUUUCCUGACUGUUCAGUUUCAUCCCGCUUUAAAAGCCCGAGUCUGCAAAGAGUUUAGAAAUCAUGUACAGCGUCUCGCUCUCAAACCGUAUCAGGAGAGGAGCAGCAAUAAAAAUCUCCAGUACAUUUGCUGUCUGAAAGCCAUCAUGAACCAGUGGAGAAAAAUGGGACUCUACAACGACGUUAUCGAGAAUCCUUCUAGUAUUGAGUGAAAGGACAAGAGGAAAAACUUAUCAGGGAAGCUGUCAAGAGAGCUAGAGCAACAUGAAAGUAGCUGCAGGAUUAUCUGUCCACUCCUGCUCUCUCCAUACAUCUGACAUGAUUCUAGUGUUCUUCAAGUGUCUGAGCUAUGGAUUGUUUUUUAAUGGGAUCUGUUCGAGUUGUCGGUGUAUUUAAGCUUUAAAUAAAAGAAAUGUACUGUGUAAAAACUGUGUUCAAUAAAAC